AUGGAAUAUCACGAUGAUGAAGUAGGUUUCAAACCAGAUCCAGUUUUUACAAACUCUAGACCAAAAUGGGUUGAAGAUUCACACUGCCACAAUUGUCAUAAAUGUAAAGCUAGUUUUACACUUUUAAAUAGAAGACAUCAUUGUAGAAGAUGUGGUUUAGUAUUUUGUAACAGAUGUUCAUCAAAUGAAGCUAAAAUUCCUCAAUUAAACUACAACUUUGUCCCAGUUAGAGUUUGUGAUGAAUGUUACAGAAUGGUUAACAUGUAA
Messenger RNA from Dictyostelium discoideum AX4, 267 nucleotides. RefSeq lists its product as hypothetical. Lineage: Eukaryota; Evosea; Eumycetozoa; Dictyosteliales; Dictyosteliaceae. The record is from RefSeq and is a predicted model, not a curated record. Bases 1 to 267 code for a protein of 88 amino acids. Gene Ontology annotation, molecular function: metal ion binding. The transcript is spliced from 2 exons.